AUGCUCGGGGACCCCUUCACCACCCAAUGUUUCCAUUUGAGACCGCCUAGCCCAGGUGUGGAGGCCAUGUGGGAGCCUAAGCGCAUCACCCAAUGUGUUGCUGCAUUUCUAGUGGAAGAUGAGAUGCAUGAAGUGGAGAAAAAAUGGGCGUCUCGUAUUGCUCCAUUGAGCAUCCGGCUCAACCAUGAAGCCCCCGUCACCAAACACCCGUAA
This is a messenger RNA of Penicillium coprophilum, 213 nucleotides long. RefSeq lists its product as uncharacterized. Lineage: Eukaryota; Fungi; Ascomycota; Eurotiomycetes; Eurotiales; Aspergillaceae. Bases 1 to 213 code for a protein of 70 amino acids. The record is from RefSeq and is a predicted model, not a curated record. The transcript is spliced from 2 exons.